Molecule: messenger RNA, 2153 nt
Organism: Anneissia japonica
Lineage: Eukaryota; Metazoa; Echinodermata; Crinoidea; Comatulida; Comatulidae
Product: ras-related and estrogen-regulated growth inhibitor-like
Exons: 5
Coding region: 486-1094 (202 amino acids)
Molecular function (GO): GTP binding; GTPase activity
Source: RefSeq, a predicted model, not a curated record
CGCUACACAUCCACGUUUCCUCUGACUGAUGUUCUGUCUUGAAAGUUGGUCAAAUUCGAUGACAAUUCUGUGUUAAAGCGGCUUUUACCGGAUCUGGCGAAUGUCCAUAAAUUGUAAUGGGUUUAAAAUGUGCACUGAUAACAAGAUAUUAAUUCAUGUUGCGUCGUGAUGACACGAGUCAUGAAAGAAUACGAUCCAAAGUCUCUGAUGGCGCCCUUUUGUAUAAGGCUUCAGUUGAUAAUCUACCACCAACUCACAGUAGAGUGCAGUUCCGCCUCCGAAUUCAGUUUGGAACAUUCAUGUGUGUGUACUUACUUUGCUCGAGUGAGGUCGGCCAAGUCCACUAAAUCACAGAUCAUGAGCAGAAGACAGAUACCCUCAAUCGUAGAUUCAAAAGGAAACCCUUUUUGAGAUUUGGAUUUUUUGCACCUUGCAAGAGGAUUUAGGUCUACUGCUUAAAAUCGAGAACCUCCACAUUGCAAAUUAUGAACAACAGUGCGUUCGGGAGACGACGUAAACCGUCUACCCAUGCUGAAGUCAAGAUAGCUGUUACAGGAUUAAGAGGAGUCGGGAAAAGUGCAAUUACUGUUCGUUUUCUAACUAAGAGGUUUAUAGGAGAAUAUGGACAUGAUCAGGAGACAAAAUAUCAUCACCAAACUAAAAUCGACGGUGAUAUAGUUUCUAUGGAGAUACUUGACAUAAAUAACCAGGACAUAUUCACAGAUACACAGCUAAUUGAGUGGGCAGAUGGCAUCAUGCUUGUCUACUCAGUAACUGAUAGACAGAGCUUCGAAGCGUUGUGGAAAGCCCAGAAUAAGAUAUCGGAGGCUAGAAAAGCGUUUCCUGUGCCGUUUACAUUGGUAGCAAACAAACAAGAUUUGCUUCAUGCUCAAGUUGUUGAAACUGCCGAAGGUCGAGAGUUAGCUAGUGAAUUAGGUUGUUCUUUCAAGGUGUUGUCAGCGGCGGAACAUUAUAAACAAAUUGAGGAUACAUUCUACGACCUGUACAGGGACAUGAAAAUGCUUAAACAUGGUGCCAAGCCUUCAAUUAUGGGACGAAUGUUUGGUCGUGGUAGGAAGCCAAUGACAUUAUAAAGAAACUACACCCUAAAAUGUAGUUUUUCGCAUACGAAACAGGCAAACAAGGCACAAACCACAUCAACCGUUUGACACAUGUAAAGUCGUAGUGGUUUUAAAGACUGAGUCAUGUGACAGUGUUUUUAAUGUCAAAAUCGUGAUAAAAUGCUUCUGAUUGUCGUCUAAAACGUUGCUUGGCAACCGGCAAAUAUUGCAUUUUCCUUGAUGCAGUAAAAUUGCUUUUCAUGUUUAAUUGAUGAUUCACAUCUACAAGCAAAUCUUAGCAAGACAGUUUUAUGUUUGCAUAUUAACGCAAUUCACCAUUAAUGAAGUCACCGCAUCAAGCGCAACGUUGAAAUUGAUUGGCAGAUUAUACAUCAUGGGGGCGGGCCCUCAUCAUACAUAGACUGACAUCAAAUAACAAAAAUCGAUAUUCUAUAUCCUGCCUGCCUGCCUGAUGUCUGGCAAACACGCAUUGCGGGGAAAAUAACAUAUUUGGUAGAUAGGACUAUGACAAUAACUAAAGAAAAAAUAGUUAAUAGGCCUACAGUAUUUUCGUAUGAAUUACGUCCUGUACAAUGUAAACAACGGUCAAAACGGAUGACACGUAAUAUGUCAAAAAAAAAGAAAGAAAAACAAAGAACAAUAUUAUAAUACCAUAGGUUAAUUUACAUUGUAUACGGUACCAAUUUAAAUUAUGAUUAACCUGUAAAAUGUUGGAGGGGUGUAUCUUGUUAUUGAACGAUUUCUGCGCCAUUGUUAAAGUAUAGAAAACUAAACAACAGGACCCUCUCCAUAGUAUUCUAGCUGGACCAUUAUUAUUUGUCUAUAUUUUUAAAUUUUAUAUACAAAAUCCAAUCUUGUAGCGCAUUAUUAUGUAUUGUAUCAGUGACUAUAUUUGCAUACUCUGUUCAAUAUGGGUCACCGUAAUUUUUGUUUCAUUUGACAAAAUGGUACGUAUAUUGUAACCCUUGACCUCCUUCUACAAGUUGCCAUGAUCGUUAAGUUUUUUUAUUGCACAACUGCGCUUGUCUGUAAUAAAACCGAGAGAUAAUUCUCCAUGGUAUUAGCAACUGA